This is a messenger RNA of Phasianus colchicus (ring-necked pheasant), 13619 nucleotides long. The record is from RefSeq and is a predicted model, not a curated record. NCBI's taxonomy places the organism in Eukaryota, Metazoa, Chordata, Aves, Galliformes, Phasianidae.
GCUUUGGUUUUGCCAAAAAUCACUUCAGCCAUUACUAUGAAUUUUAAAAAUUAUUAUUUAUGAGUUUUAACUUUACAAUAGGAGAAAUGACUGUGACCAACUUGGAUUCCAUUUAGUGGACUUGUAGGGCUUUUGUAUUGUUAUGUUUCAGAGGAGUAGUAGUAGAGAAUGAAAUUGUAGAAGAGCAGUGAUGAGGCUGUCAUAAAGGAGGAACAGAUCCUUCAAAAUACAUCUUGAGGAAGUUGAGUAAGAGCACGCUGAGGGGAAGGAGGGUUCAGGCUGUACCAUGGGUCAGCUGCUGCAUCCUCCUCCCUGUGAGUCACCCUCCCCGCCUUCCAUCAGCAAAUGGAAACAAAAAAAAAUAGAAGAAAAGGAAAAAAAAAAAAAAGGCAGAGAGGAUCCCUCAUGCCUUCUCACAGUAAGCACAGCACAGCUGCAGAUCCACACUUGGAAUUUGCACAUUCACAAACCCACUAACUACAAACUCUUGGAAAUAAUUGCUGAUUAAGGUGUGAUCCUGUGCCUGUGCUAACAGGGAGAACUGGAUGACGUGGAAAUGAAUGGACAGCAUUGCUCUUGAAGAGGAACCUCAGAAAGGAAUGGGCUCUGUUUUCCUGAGGCUGUUGGCCCCGAUCCCAGGAAUGCUAUAGAGGACACAGGGGAGCUCCAGACGCCAGUCAGGAUGAAUAUGGUGAAGAGGAUCAUGGGCCGGCCCCGGCAGGAGGAGUGCAGCCCCCAGGACAAUGCACUGGGGCUGAUGCACCUGCGGCGCCUCUUCACAGAGCUCUGCCACCCUCCCCGGCAUAUGACCCAGAAAGAACAGGAGGAAAAACUGUACAUGAUGCUGCCGGUAUUUAAUAGGGUGUUUGGAAAUGCUCCUCCAAGUACAAUGACAGAAAAAUUUUCUGAUCUCUUACAAUUCACUACUCAAGUGUCACGAUUGAUGGUGACUGAAAUUCGACGGAGAGCAUCGAAUAAAUCCACAGAGGCUGCAAGUCGUGCUAUCGUCCAGUUUCUGGAGAUCAAUCAAAGUGAAGAAGCAAGUAGAGGUUGGAUGUUGCUCACUACAAUUAAUUUGCUAGCUUCGUCAGGACAGAAAACUGUGGACUGCAUGACUACAAUGUCAGUGCCUUCCACACUCGUUAAAUGUCUGUAUCUGUUUUUUGACCUUCCACACGUGCCUGAGGUAGUUGGAGGAGCACAGAAUGAGCUACCUCUCGCAGAGCGCCGAGCGCUACUACAGAAAGUCUUUGUACAGAUCUUAGUAAAACUGUGCAGUUUUGUGUCCCCUGCGGAAGAACUGGCUCAAAAGGAUGAUUUGCAGCUUUUAUUCAGUGCAAUAACGUCAUGGUGCCCUCCCUAUAAUCUGCCUUGGAGGAAGAGUGCAGGGGAAGUUCUGAUGACCAUAUCGCGUCACGGCCUUAGUGUCAAUGUAGUGAAAUACAUUCACGAAAAAGAAUGUUUGUCCACGUGUGUUCAGAACAUGCAGCAAUCUGAUGACCUUUCUCCCCUUGAAAUAGUUGAGAUGUUCGCUGGGCUUUCUUGUUUUCUCAAAGAUUCCAGUGAUGUAUCACAAACACUACUGGAUGAUUUUAGGAUAUGGCAAGGAUACAACUUCCUCUGUGAUCUCCUCCUCAGAUUAGAACAGGCAAAAGAGGCUGAAUCAAAGGAUGCUUUGAAGGACUUGGUUAAUUUGAUUACUUCCUUAACAACAUAUGGUGUAAAUGAAUUGAAACCAGCUGGUGUUACCACUGGGGUACCUUUCCUGCUACCUGGAUUUGCAGUGCCGCAGCCUGCAGGCAAAGGUCACAGCGUGAGGAAUAUUCAAGCAUUUUCCGUCCUUCAGAAUGCAUUUUUGAAAGCAAAAACUAGCUAUCUAGCACAAAUUAUCCUUGAUGCCAUCACGAAUAUUUAUAUGGCGGACAAUGCCAAUUACUUCGUUUUGGAAUCACAGCACACGUUGUCUCAGUUUGCAGAGAAAAUUUCUAAACUUCCAGAAGUGCAGACCAAAUACUUUGAGAUGCUGGAAUUUGUUGUCUUCAGCUUGAAUUACAUACCCUGUAAAGAACUGAUCAGUGUGAGCAUCCUUUUAAAAUCCAGCACUUCUUAUCACUGUAGCAUCAUUGCCAUGAAGACGCUCCUGAAAUUCACCCGUCAUGACUACAUCUUUAAGGAUGUCUUCAGGGAGGUGGGGCUUUUGGAGGUGAUGGUAAAUCUUCUUCAUAAAUAUGCAGCCCUUCUGAAAGAUCCCACUCAGGCUUUGAAUGAUCAAGGGGAUUCAAGAAACAGUUCAUUUGAGGACCAAAAGCAGUUGGCUCUGUUGGUUAUGGAGACCCUGACGGUUCUACUACAAGGCUCAAACACAAAUGCAGGUAUUUUCAGGGAGUUUGGUGGUGCAAGAUGUGUGCACAACAUUGUGAAGUAUCCACAGUGCCGACAGCAUGCUCUGAUGAUCAUCCAGCAGUUGGUGUUAUCACCUAGUGGGGAAGAUGAUAUGGGCACUUUGCUGGGACUGAUGCACUCUGCUCCACCUACAGAACUGCAGCUGAAAACGGACAUCUUAAGGGCUCUCCUGUCGGUGCUAAGAGAAAGCCAUCGCACCAGAACUGUAUUUAGAAAAGUUGGUGGAUUUGUGUAUGUCACAUCUUUGCUCGUUGCUAUGGAAAGAUCUCUGUGCUCACCACCGAAGAAUGGCUGGGAGAAAGUAAACCAGAAUCAAGUGUUUGAACUGCUUCACACGGUGUUCUGCACACUGACUGCGGCAAUGCGCUAUGAGCCAGCCAACUCUCAUUUCUUCAAAACAGAGAUCCAGUAUGAAAAACUGGCAGAUGCUGUUCGAUUGCUUGGCUGCUUCUCAGACUCAAGAAAAAUAAGUCCAUUGAAUGUCUUUCCUUCAAAUACACAAUUAUUUCAAAGACUGUUGGAGGAUGACCUAAUCGCUCUGGAUUCUGUGUCACCUACGCUAAGACAUUGCAGCAAACUUUUUAUAUACCUCUACAAGGUAGCAACAGAUUCUUUUGACAGGCAUGCAUAUCAUUCUGUUUCAACACCUCCUGUUUGCCCUCAGAAAAACAUACCUGAUAUGAAACUCCAAGCGGGAUCUACAUCCAUGCAAAGCGCUGACGCGGUUGUUAUUCACCCUGGUGCUAUGCUUGCGAUGCUGGAUCUUCUGGCCUCUGUUGGAUCAACUACACACCCAGAGCAUGCGCUCGACCUCCAGCUGGCAGUGGCCAACAUCCUGCAGUCCCUUGUGCAUACGGAGAGGAACCAGCAAGUCAUGUGUGAAGCUGGGCUCCACGCACGCCUUCUCCAGAGAUGCAGCGCUGCUCUGGCUGAUGAGGACCAUUCGCUGCAUCCCCCGCUCCAGAGGAUGUUUGAAAGGCUGGCCUCCCAGGCAUUGCAGCCCAUGGUGCUCAGGGAAUUUUUACGCUUGGGAAAUCCUCUGAAUUGCGGAGCUUGGGACAAAAAGCUGUUGAAGCAGUACCGUGUGCACAAACCGAGCUCGUUGAGUUUUGAACCAGAAAUGAGAAAUAGCAUGGUUACCUCAAUGGAAGGUCUGGGUUCAGACAGCGUCUUCAGUUUGCAUGAGGACAGCCACUACCGGAUCAGUCGGAGCCUGCUCAAACCAGCUGAAGGAAGCACAGUCCCCCUGACGCGAGUGAAGUGCUUGGUGUCCAUGACAACACCCCAUGAUAUCAGGCUUCACGGCUCAUCAGUCACUCCUGCCUUCAUCGAAUUUGACACAUCUCUUGAAGGGUUUGGCUGUCUGUUCUUGCCAAGUUUGGCUCCCCACAAUGCACCCACCAAUAAUGCUGUCACGACAGGACUUAUUGAUGGUGCAGUUGUCAGUGGAAUUGGGACUGGUGAACGAUUUUUCCCACCACCAUCCGGUUUAAGCUACUCAACUUGGUUUUGCAUUGAACAUUUUAGUACUCCUCCUAAUAACCAUCCUGUCAGACUUCUUACUGUAGUGCGGCGCGCAAACUCCUCGGAGCAGCACUAUGUGUGCCUUGCCAUCAUCCUCUCAGCAAAAGACCGGUCACUAAUUGUUUCAACCAAAGAAGAAUUACUUCAAAAUUAUGUUGAUGAUUUCAGUGAAGAGUCGUCAUUUUAUGAAAUUCUUCCUUGUUGUGCCCGUUUUCGCUGUGGUGAGCUCAUUGCAGAAGGCCAGUGGCAUCACCUGGUUCUGGUCAUGAGUAAAGGCAUGCUGAAGAAUAGUACAGCAGCACUGUACCUUGAUGGACAGCUUGUUAACACUGUUAAGCUUCACUAUAUUCAUAGCAGUCCCAGUGGCUCUGGUUCUGCCAAUCCUCCUGUAGUCAGCACUGUCUAUGCCUAUAUCGGCACACCGCCUGCACAGCGCCAGCUCUCAUCCUUGGUGUGGCGCUUGGGCCCUACGCACUUCCUGGAGGAAGUUCUGCCUGCCCCAGGAGUUAGCACCAUUUAUGAACUGGGACCAAAUUAUGUUGGAAGCUUUCAAGCAGUAUAUGUACCGUGCAAAGAUUCCAAGUGUGAAGGAAAUAACCCAUGUCCAGUAUCAUUAGUACCAGAAGAGAAGGUCUCCUUUGGUCUCUAUGCACUCUCAGUUUCUUCUUUUACAGUGGCAAAAAUAAGGAAGGUUUACAACAAACUGGAUAGUAAAGCAAUUGCCAAGCAGCUUGCAAUUUCUUCUCAUGAAAAUGCCACACCUGUGAAGCUGCUACAUAACUCAGCGGGGCACUUGAAUGGACCUGCACGCUCCAUUGGUGCAGCUUUGAUAGGAUAUUUGGGAGUAAGAACAUUUGUUCCCAAGCCUGUUGCCACUACUCUGCAGUACAUUGGUGGAGCUGCUGCUAUUCUGGGACUUGUGGCCAUGGCAUCAGAUGUAGAGGGACUGUAUGCAGCUGUGAAGGCUUUAGUCUGUGUGGUAAAGAGCAAUCCACUAGCCAGCAAAGAAAUGGAAAGAAUCAGAGGUUACCAGUUGCUGGCGAUGCUGUUAAAGAAGAAACGAUCCCUUCUGAACAGUCACAUACUCCAUCUGACUUUUUCCUUGGUGGGAACUGUUGACAGUGGGCAUGAGACCUCCAUUAUUCCAAAUUCCACUGCCUUCCAGGAUCUGCUCUGUGACUUUGAGGUCUGGCUUCAUGCACCCUAUGAACUUCAUCUGUCAUUAUUUGAACACUUCAUCGAACUUCUCACAGAGUCCAGUGAAGCUGCAAAGAAUGCGAAGUUAAUGAGAGAAUUCCAACUUAUCCCAAGGCUGCUCUUGACUCUUCGAGAUAUGUCUCUCUCCCAGCCUACUAUCGCUGCAAUUAGCAAUGUGCUGAGCUUCUUGCUUCAAGGCUUCCCCAGCAGUUAUGACUUACUCAGGUUUGGACAGUUCAUCUCUUCCACUUUACCUACGUUUGCAGUCUGCGAGAAGUUUGUAGUCAUGGAAAUAAAUAACGAAGAAAAACCUGACAGUGGAACUGAGGAUGAUUUUGGAGGACUUGUUUCAGCUAAUCUUAUUCUACUGCGGAACAGGCUUUUAGAUAUCCUCCUGAAACUUCUAUAUACUUCCAAAGAAAAGACAGCUGUUAAUUUGCAGGCUUGUGAAGAACUGGUGAAGACCCUGGGGUUUGAUUGGAUUAUGAUGUUUAUGGAAGAACAUCUGCAUUCCACCACGGUCACGGCUGCCAUGCGAAUUCUUGUGGUCCUGCUGAGUAAUCAGUCCAUCCUUAUUAAAUUCAAGGAAGGUCUCAGUGGUGGAGGCUGGCUUGAUCAGACGGAUUCUGUCUUGACCAAUAAGAUUGGUACUGUGCUAGGGUUCAAUGUUGGCAGGAGUGCUGGUGGAAGAUCGACAGUCCGAGAGAUUAACCGUGAUGCAUGUCACUUCCCAGGCUUCCCUGUCCUGCAGUCCCUUCUCCCCAAGCACACAAAUGUACCUGCGCUCUAUUUCCUCCUCAUGGCCCUUUUCCUGCAGCAGCCGGUCACUGAGCUGCCCGAAAACCUGCAGGUCAGUGCGCCCAUCGCCAGCGGCCGAUGUAAGCAGGGCUCACAGUUUGAUUUAGAUUCUAUUUGGACAUUCAUAUUUGGAGUUCCUGCCUCUUGUGGCACUGUUACCUCUUCAGUACACAGUGUUUGCACAGAAGCUGCCUUCUUGCUGUUGGGAAUGCUGAGGAGCAUGCUGAAUUCACCCUGGCAGUCUGAGGAGGAAGGCUCCUGGCUUCGAGAAUAUCCCGUCACCUUGAUGCAAUUCUUUCGCUAUUUGUAUCACAAUGUGCCAGACCUUGUUUCCUUGUGGAUGAGCCCAGAGUUCCUGUGUGCGCUGGCAGCAACCGUAUUUCCUUUCAACAUACGACCUUAUUCUGAGAUGGUAGGAAAUUCAGUCACUGAUCUUGAUGAUGAGGUCGGGUCCCCAGCUGAAGAAUUCAAAGCCUUUGCAGCUGAUUCUGGGAUGAACAGGAGCCAGUCAGAAUACUGCAAUGUUGGCACCAAGACAUACCUAACGAAUCAUCCUGCCAAGAAGUUUGUGUUCGACUUCAUGCGUGUGCUGAUAAUUGACAAUUUGUGUCUCACACCAGCCAGCAAACAGACUCCGCUGGUGGAUCUUCUUCUAGAGGCUUCCCCUGAAAGAUCGACACGAACGCAGCAGAAGGAGUUCCAGACCUAUGUUUUGGAUAGCGUGAUGGAUCACUUACUUGCAGCCGAUGUUUUAUUGGGUGAAGAUGCAUCUCUGCCCAUAACAAGUGGAGGAAGCUACCAAGUCCUGGUGAACAAUGUGUUUUAUUUUACACAGCGUGUGGUAGAUAAACUUUGGCAGGGCAUGUUCAACAAAGAAUCCAAACUUCUUGUGGAAUUCAUAAUCCAGCUAAUUGCACAGUCAAAAAGAAGAUCUCAGGGACUAUCGCUGGAUGCUAUUUAUCACUGCCUGAACAGAACUAUCUUAUAUCAGUUCUCAAGAGCACACAAAACUGUUCCUCAGCAAGUGGCUCUCCUUGAUUCUCUGAGGGUCCUCACUGUGAACAGAAAUUUAAUUUUGGGACCUGGAAAUCAUGAUCAAGAGUUCAUCAGCUGUCUAGCUCACUGCUUGAUUAAUCUGCAUGUGGGAAGCAAUGUUGAUGGGUUUGGAUUGGAAGCAGAAGCCAGGAUGACAACUUGGCACAUUAUGAUCCCUUCAGAUAUAGAACCAGAUGGAGUCUACAAUCAAGAUGUCAGUGAAGGUCGCCAGCUUCUUUUAAAAGCCAUAAACAGAGUGUGGACGGAGCUGAUUCACAGUAAAAAACAGGUUUUAGAAGAAGUUUUUAAAGUGACGCUGCCUGUCAAUGACCGUGGCCAAGUGGAUAUAACUGUUGCAAGACCUUUAAUUGAGGAAGCAAGUUUAAAGUGUUGGCAAAAUCAUUUGGCCCACGAAAAGAAGUGCAUCAGUAGAGGGGAGGCUUUGGUUCCAAGCACACAGUCCAAGCUUUCACGAGUCAGCAGUGGGUUUGGCCUCUCUAAACUAACAGGUUCUAGGAGAAACCGGAAGGAGAGUGGACUCAACAAACACAAUCUCUCUACACAGGAAAUUUCCCAAUGGAUGUUUACUCACAUCGCAGUGGUUCGAGACCUCGUUGAUAUGCAGUAUAAAGAAUAUCAGGAGCGUCAGCAGAAUGCAUUAAAAUAUGUGACAGAAGAGUGGUCUCAGAUUGAAUAUGAGUUACUACGAGAGCGAGGUUUGUGGGGUCCUCCCAUUGGUUCCCAUCUGGACAAGUGGAUGUUGGAGAUGACUGAGGGGCCCUGCCGAAUGAGGAAGAAGAUGGUGCGAAAUGACAUGUUUUACACUCAGUAUCCCUACAUGCCUGAAGCUGAGCAGGAAACAAACUUGCUGUCUGACCUCUCAAGUAGACUUCCUGAGACAGCUGAUGAUACCGUUCCUCAAAAGAAACCUGCUCGCUACCGAAGGGCUAUAAGUUACGACAGUAAGGAGUACUACAUGCGCCUGGCAUCUGGAAACCCUGCCAUCUUCCAGGACACCAUAGAGGAAAACACAGUGGGUGAAACCACUCAGCAGGAGCCAGAACAUGGGGAGGACACAAUUGCGAGAGUCAAAGGCCUAGUGAAGCCUCCCCUGAAACGGUCUCGCUCUGCUCCUGAUGGAGGAGAUGAUGAGAACCAGGAACAGUCACAAGAUCAAAUUGUCGAGGGCAGUUCGAUUGAUGAAGAAGAGAAGACUGACAAUACAACUUUGCUUCGACUUCUUGAAGAAGGAGAGAAGAUUCAGCACAUGUACCGCUGUGCUCGGGUACAGGGCCUUGACACUAGUGAAGGGCUGCUCCUCUUUGGCAAAGAGCACUUUUAUGUAAUUGAUGGAUUCACCAUGACAGCCACCAGAGAAAUACGCGACAUUGAGACAUUGCCUCCAAAGAUGCAUGAGCCAAUCAUACCAAGGGGGGCAAGGCAAGGUCCAAGUCAACUCAAAAGAACGUGCAGCAUUUUUGCAUAUGAAGAUAUUAAGGAAGUACAUAAAAGGAGAUACCUUUUGCAGCCAAUUGCAAUUGAAGUUUUCUCAGGAGACGGACGAAACUAUCUUCUGGCGUUCCAAAAAGGGGUCAGAAAUAAAGUUUAUCAGAGGUUUUUGGCUGUGGUGCCAUCUCUAACUGACAGUUCGGAGUCAGUGUCUGGACAGAGGCCAAACACCAGCGUAGAACAAGGGUCUGGCUUGCUUAGCACUUUAGUGGGAGAGAAAUCUGUUACUCAAAGAUGGGAAAGAGGAGAAAUCAGUAAUUUCCAGUACCUGAUGCACUUAAACACCCUGGCGGGCCGAUCCUACAAUGAUCUCAUGCAGUACCCUGUCUUUCCCUGGGUCCUCGCAGACUAUGAUUCAGAGGAGUUGGAUCUUACAAAUCCCAAGACAUUCAGAAACUUGGCAAAGCCCAUGGGAGCUCAAACAGAAGACAGGUUGGCCCAGUACAAGAAACGAUACAAAGACUGGGAAGAUCCCAAUGGUGAAACUCCAGCUUAUCAUUAUGGGACCCAUUAUUCAUCUGCCAUGAUAGUGGCUUCCUAUCUUGUCCGGAUGGAGCCUUUUACGCAGAUUUUCUUACGACUACAGGGCGGUCACUUUGACCUGGCAGAUCGAAUGUUUCACAGUGUGCGAGAGGCCUGGUACUCAGCAUCAAAGCACAACAUGGCAGACGUGAAAGAGCUCAUUCCAGAAUUUUUCUACCUCCCUGAGUUCUUGCUCAAUUCCAACAAUUUUGAUCUCGGUUGCAAACAAAAUGGCACUAAGCUUGGAGAUGUAAUACUCCCUCCGUGGGCAAAAGGAGACCCUCGUGAAUUUAUCAGAGUUCACCGGGAGGCUCUGGAAUGUGACUUUGUGAGUGCACAUCUGCAUGAGUGGAUUGACUUGAUCUUUGGCUAUAAACAACAAGGUCCUGCUGCAGUAGAAGCUGUAAAUGUCUUUCACCAUCUCUUCUAUGAGGGGCAAGUGGAUAUAUAUAACAUCAAUGAUCCCUUAAAAGAGACAGCUACUAUAGGAUUUAUUAACAACUUUGGACAGAUACCAAAACAGCUCUUCAAAAAGCCACACCCUCCAAAGCGUGUUAGAAGCCGACUGAAUGGGGAGGCUGCAGGAACCUCUGUGCCCCCAGGUUCCACAAGUGACAAGAUUUUUUUCCAUCAUUUGGACAACCUGCGGCCAUCUCUCACACCAGUGAAAGAGCUCAAGGAGCCUGUGGGACAGAUUGUGUGUACUGAUAAGGGUAUUCUGGCUGUUGAACAGAAUAAGGUUCUCAUCCCUCCUACAUGGAAUAAAACUUUUGCCUGGGGCUAUGCAGAUCUCAGCUGUAGACUGGGUACCUACGAGUCGGACAAGGCAGUAAUUGUUUAUGAAUGUUUGUCAGAGUGGGGUCAGAUACUGUGUGCCAUUUGUCCCAAUCCCAAGCUGGUUAUCACUGGGGGAACAAGCACAGCGGUGUGUGUGUGGGAAAUGGGCAUCUCCAAAGAAAAAGCUAAAGCCCUCACAUUGAAACAGGCAUUACUGGGUCAUACUGACACUGUCACGUGCUUGACAGCAUCACUAGCUUAUCACAUCAUCGUGAGUGGCUCACGGGAUCGCACCUGCAUCAUCUGGGAUUUGAAUAAGCUCUCAUUUCUUACACAGCUUCGAGGUCACAGGGCUCCAGUUUCAGCACUCUGUAUAAAUGAAUUAACGGGGGAUAUUGUAUCAUGUGCUGGCACUUACAUUCAUGUAUGGAGUAUUAAUGGCAGCCCCACUGCAAGUGUGAACACUUUCACUGGUCGAAGCCAGCAAAUCAUGUGUUGUUUCGUGUCAGAGAUGAAUGAAUGGGAUACCCAAAAUGUCAUUGUGACAGGACAUUCAGAUGGAGUUGUACGGUUCUGGCGGAUGGAGUUUUUGCAAGUACCAGAAACACCGGCUCCAGAGCCUGCAGAGGUGCUGGAAAUGCAAGAGGAUUGCCAAGAAGCACAGAUAGGACAGGAAGCCCAUGAAGAAGACAGCAGUGACUCUGACGCAGAUGAUCCAUGCAUUGGUCAGGAUGUGAAACUGCAGGAGAGCCAAAGUCAGCCAGGCAGCACCAGCCACAGACCGAGGUCAGCCUCAAACAGAGUGGCAGCAGCAUGGUCGGCAGACAGUGGCUCGGAUGACUCCAGACGUUGGUCAGACCAGCUUAGCUUGGAUGAGAAAGAUGGCUUUAUCUUUGUGAAUUAUUCUGAAGGACAAGCAAAAAUACAUCCCCACGCUCAGGUUAACCACCUGCACCCCAGCUAUGCUGAAGCACGGCACUACAGUAAGCUUAAACCAGGAUACCGAUGGGAGCGUCAGUUGGUGUUUAGGAGCAAACUAACUAUGCACACAGCAUUUGAUCGCAAAGAUAACGCACAUCCAGCAGAAAUCACUGCCCUCGGCAUCUCCAAGGAUCACAGCAGAAUUCUCAUUGGGGAUGGCCGUGGCCGAGUGUUCAGCUGGUCUGUGAGUGAUCAGCCAGGCCGGUCAGCAGCCGACCACUGGGUGAAGGAUGAGGGAGGGGACAGCUGCUCAGGCUGUGCAGUCCGGUUCUCACUCACAGAGAGGCGUCACCACUGCAGGAACUGUGGGCAGCUCUUCUGCCAGAAGUGCAGUCGGUUUCAGUCUGAAAUCAAGCGUCUGAAGAUUUCAUCGCCAGUCAGAGUCUGCCAGAACUGUUUCUACAACUUGCAGCAUGAGCGGGGCUUAGAGGAAGGGCCCAGGAAUUGAUGAGGUGGUGGUAAAUGGAGACCCUGUACAGUCCUGCUGUCACCCUGAGAACUAAUGUGAGCAUUGUGCUGCGAUCAGAAGGGAGUAGAAUAUUGUCUGUUUACACUUAAGUUUAUACUGCAUUUUAAGCACUGAAAGUAUAAGGGAUCAUUGAAUUGAUUUGUGUUGAUGGAAGGUGUGUGAUAGGUGAAUGGCACGUUGGAAGAGCCAGGCCCAAGAAGACAUGGUUAAUAACCACAGAUACAGUAGAACUGUCAACCUCUAACAAUGUUGACACGGCUAUGAAGAAAAUUCUCACUUACCCUAAACACCGGUUCUUGUCUUGUUUUUGUAGAGCUAGUCAUCUGUACUGGGGUGGGGGGUGGGAGGGAAGGGAAGGCUUUUUAGAAGAUAGUUGUAAAUCUGCCUUCUUCGCAAGCAACUGUGUAUAUUGUAAAUAGAUAUAAUGGCCUUUUUAUCUAAAUAUGAACCUAACUGCCUGUUACAUGGGACUUCAGAUUAACCACUAUACUUUGUGUGGCAUCUUUCUCAUCUAUCAACUUAAAUAUGAAUGUUUAGAUAAUAACAACAACAACAAAAAAAACAACAGAAAACUCAAAGGCAUUAUGUGUAUUUCUGUUAAAAAUCCAGUCUGUGCACAUUCGUUCUUCAGUUGCCCACAGUAUCUUAAUUUAAAUAAGGCUAUUCAUGGAACUACAUGGAUUUUUUUGUCAAAAGAAAACUUUUUUUGAGAAUAGGACUUGGAGUAUUUUAUUCUAGCUGUAAGAUAACCAGGAACUAAAUUGUAAACUUUGGUUGCAUUUUAUACCAAAACUAUUUACUGCCUCAGUGUUGUUCAUAUUUAACAAGGCCUGUUUUAUACAUAUGUCAGAGCUGCAGUUUUGUUAAUUACUUAGUGUUCAUUAGCAGCUGAUUCAUGCAGUGCAAGAACCAGCUUUUACCUUCUUUAAGUCAGUAGCGAUUGGCUUGCAUACAGGUACAGAAUGAAUUUUCCUGUGCAUAGAAUUUUACCACUGUUGUCCCGUAGCUUAUUUGAAAAAAAAAAAAAAAUUAAAAAAAUAAAAAUGUUUGGAACAACGUAGUCGUUCUGGAACGGGUUAGUGCUUGUUCUGCCAGAGAUGCUUUUAAGAGCUGUCUCCGUGUGUCAGCAAAUGGCAUGACCCUGAGGACAGUGGUAGAUUUCCAUUACCAUUUUUAAGUUUUAAAAUGAAUUGAAUUGCAGUAUUUUUUUACUACUCUGUCACUUCUUUUGCACUACAUGUGGGAUGAAGUAGAAACAUGGACAUCCACUGGGAUUGGAACACGCUCACCACACAGGCCCGUGGACUUUCCGAAGGAGGUUUUAACAGUGGGUUUGUUUGUUUGUUUUGAAUAUGCGUGUAUAUAUUUUGUAAAUGUGUGACAAACUGAUCUAGAUCUAGGUAAGUUCACAUUGGGUUCUUCAAAACAACAGUACGGAUGUGACCCAAAGCAACAGAAGACAGGCAGCCCUACUUUUGCUCUGCAGAACAUCAGUGUGUGUAUUUGGCUGCAGACAGAGAGGUUACCCUGCACUGGCAGGCACUGGGCAGACUCCGUCCCCAGGAAGAAGAUGGUUUAAGCUGUUGUUGGAAUUGCAGUGUGGGAAAUGCCAGCCCCUCUGUGACAGUGGGUUCCUGUACCUUGGAGACACAUUUGUCUUCUCUUGGCUGGACCUUCUAGAUCCAUUUGUUAAUCCUAACCACUUACUCUCUACCCUGGUAACACGUGUUUAUGCACUGAAGGUUAAAUAUGUAUUUUGACACGUUUGUUUAUAAAGUAUGUGCUGGUCUGUAAAAUGAGAAAUUCCUGUUCUGGUAUGUAUACUAGAUUCCCAAAUGAGCAGAAAGGCUUUUCUAGAGCCCUUGCACACUGUUGAGUAAAUGCAGGUUUGUUUAGGUUAGCUGACCCAAAUAGAUCCCUUCGGAUCCAAACUGUGAUAAGUAGCUGCGUUGCAUGGCUCCCUUGGCAGAUUUAUUGUUGAAAAUAGAAGGGGGGAAGCCCUCAGUGAAACGUGCAUGGAAUGCCGGAAUACCUAUAUUCAGAUGUUCUCUAACGUUGCCUUGACCCUUCCCAAAAUGAUGCGAAGCCAGCAUAGUUCGAAGAUGGGCUGGUGGCCAACAUGUUUACUGAUUGAAGAGAAAGCUCUUUUAACAACCAUUAAAUGCUUUUAAAUCCUCAGAGAUUCUCCCCUCUUGCCUCUAGUUUUCAAAACGAAACCGAAUUUAAGGCAGAAUUCUGUUCCGUGAAUUGAUUCCAAUGAAACCCUAAUCAAAACAGAGCUGCUGGCAGUAACUUUGGUAUAACCUGAACAUUAGAAGUAAGAUCUGGCAUAUAUGACUAAUGUGGGCUUAUGAAGACUGUGCACUGUCAGUGAUGAUGUAGUUGGCUGUUGUUUGGCUAUGCA